GAGCCCACCGGUGUUUUAACCCUAAAGGUACUACAUCAUUUGUAAUGUUGGCUAAAGAAUUCCAUGUAAACUGGCCGACUAUAUACGCAUAUGUGUGUAUAUAGGCGUAUUACGCAACACAUGCACAUUCAACACCUACAGGUUAUGGCUAGCGUCAUAUCCAUGUACUACCGGCUUUUGUUUGGAGUGAAUAAGUCAAAUUAGAAUAUAGACUCAUUUGGAAGGAGAAGGUUCUCUUUAGAGUUUCAGUUUUUGACUUUUUGGACUAGGAAUUUGCAUGGGAAAGUGAAAAUAGAAAUUACUUUAAUUAGUGCUGAAUUGCAUUAACUGCAUUAUGACGCUAGUAAUUAAACUAUAUGCUGUGUUUCGCAAUUUAUAAAGGAAAUUUUGAUUUUGUAAAUUUGUAACAUACCUAUAUAGCAUUAUGUAACUUUAGGAUGGGGUAAGAUAGUUCAUUUAUUUUUUGUCCCAUUUUCUCGUACUAUUUGGAGGCAACCAAGAAUAUUUACAGAAUUAUGUAUAACCGUCGCCAUGAGACUCUAGUCUAAAAGAAUGUUUUUAUUGUUGUUACCACGAUCAGGAAAUAUGGGAUAUUAUGUGCCAACGGUAUCCGCAUCUUGUACCCCAGUUAUAUUAUAUGUUUGAAUGAAACGUAAUAAUAUAUAUUUAGUUAAGCGUACAGUACAUGGGAUAAGACGGAGCACAUUGAGCACAUUGUAAUCAAAUACCCUGAUCGUGAUUUAAACAAUGAACGAUGAAAGUCAUGAGGACACGGUUUUAUAUUUCUUUGAAUGUUCUUUGUUUGCUAUACCAAAUGGGACGGGAAAACAUAAUGAAAAGUUAACCAUUCUCUUCCCACUGUACUUUAUACACAGGUUUUUGACAAGAUAGUUAGCAAAAUGACUGGUAAAGCUUAUGUCACGCUAUUGUUUGGUAGUUUAGGGUUAUCACUGAUCAUUUUUCUUUCCCAUGUCCAUGACCAAUCAGUUUCUUUACUGCAAUCUCGUCCACGAAGAGCGGCAAGCGAUUUUAUCAUUGCACUUCAAUGGACAGAUCAGCACCAUGCGGAUUUUGUGAAUAAACACAACGAAUUAAGACGCUCGGUGAAUCCUAGUGCAAGUAACAUGUUAAUGAUGACGUGGGAUACAGAACUACAAGCAUUGGCAGCAGCACAUACAGCAAAAUGCUUGUUCAGCCAUAGUUCUGGUCUACAAACUUCAGUAUUUCCCUUUGUGGGGGAAAAUCUACGAAUAGCUGCAAAUACCGAUGAUGCUGAUCUUAUGCCGAAUGAGACAACUCAAGCAUGGUUCGACGAGGUGUCCUAUUAUACUUACGGGACAGGGGCGUGCCAGGCUGGAAAGGAAUGCGGGCAUUACAAACAAGUUGUUUGGGCUGAAACAUACAAAAUUGGAUGUGCAGCCAGCUUUUGCAAGAACGUUUUCGGAUCUGACAAUGGUUUCAUCAUCAGCUGCAACUACGGUGUGGCUGGUGACACAGCUUCUUCAAAAGUGCCUUAUCGAAACGGGACAUCAUGCUCUGCGUGUCCAGUGACCGACACUUGUAAAAACAAGUUAUGUACCAACCUAGCAAGAGAUACCACAACUAAUACGGGUUUAGCGACUACAACUGCAGUGCCCUCAACAGCAACCUUUCAAUUUGAGAAUGCAACAACAACAACAACAAUUGAUCCAGGUUUAUUCGCUAACCAAACGUGUGAUAUUGCUUUGUGUGGUGGUCCGUUUGUGGCAACAGCAUGCAUCAAUACAACUGGAGAAAAUAUCUGUAUCUGCAAGCAGCCACAAAAUUCCUUACAAACUAAUCAGACAAGAAUCUGUAAUGGUUUCACGACCGUCAAUGUCUCACCCAUCUACUGUAUACUGAUUGCCCUUCUUAUUUGGGCGUGUUUGGUCUAAUUAGUUCUUAUAGUAAAAAUGGUUUACAAAUUGGUCAUUGCAAAACGGGGUUAAAACUUUUUAUAGUAAAAAACCGUGUAGGCUAUAUAUACAUAUACAUGUUUUGCUUUCAUAAAUUCUGUUUUGAUCGCCUGGAUGGAGCUAAAACUUUUUAGUGUGAACUGUGUUAAAGUAUUGUGUAGAUCAACGUAGUGUAGAGAGUAGGCUACAUAUAUAUUUGUUUUACUUUCUGUGCUUUUAUGAAUAAACAAGUUUCUGUAAACAGUAUUCCGUUUAAUUUCAAAAUAAUUUCCAAAGACAAAGCUACACUUUUAUGUCUCUGACAAAAGUAUAUGUGGUAUAAUCAACGUGGUCCAAUUGUAGAGCGUUAAGCUUAUUAGUACAUAGUAUCCAAAACGGCCUCUAAAAUUGUCCACUAUACGUAAACCAAGUUUCAGUUUUUUGAGUGACGGCUAAACUGUGAAGCAUAUAGGGAUCUGACGUUACUCUUUCAUGACGUAUUAAGUCUCUGACAUCAUACCCCUGUAACCCAUAAAUCAGAAAUUAAGUUAUUUAGAUAUUUUAUUUUACAACAGUACGAAGUAAUUAUAUAAAACAAACUAGACGUAAUGAUUUUUAUUGAAGAAGCUUCUGAAAAACAAAAA
Ciona intestinalis (vase tunicate) is the source of this 2557-nucleotide messenger RNA. The record is from RefSeq and is a predicted model, not a curated record. NCBI's taxonomy places the organism in Eukaryota, Metazoa, Chordata, Ascidiacea, Phlebobranchia, Cionidae.